Molecule: messenger RNA, 1810 nt
Organism: Cricetulus griseus (Chinese hamster)
Lineage: Eukaryota; Metazoa; Chordata; Mammalia; Rodentia; Cricetidae
Source: RefSeq, a predicted model, not a curated record
AUGGCUGUCCUCGCGCCUCUGAUUGCUCUGGUGUACUCGGUGCCGCGGCUUUCUCGAUGGCUGGCUCGACCUUAUUGCCUUCUGUCUGCCCUGCUCUCCGCUGCUUUCCUCCUCGUGAGGAAACUGCCGCCGAUUUGCAACGGUCUCCCCACGCAGCGCGAAGAUGGUAACCCGUGUGACUUUGACUGGAGAGAAGUGGAGAUCCUGAUGUUCCUCAGUGCCAUUGUGAUGAUGAAGAACCGCAGAUCCAUCACCGUGGAGCAACAUGUAGGCAACAUCUUCAUGUUUAGUAAAGUGGCCAAUGCAAUUCUUUUCUUCCGCCUGGAUAUUCGAAUGGGUCUACUGUACCUCACACUCUGCAUAGUGUUCCUGAUGACCUGCAAGCCCCCCCUGUACAUGGGUCCUGAGUACAUCAAGUAUUUCAGUGAUAAAACCAUUGAAGAAGAACUGGAGCGGGACAAGAGGGUCACUUGGAUUGUGGAGUUCUUUGCCAACUGGUCUAAUGAUUGUCAGUCAUUUGCUCCCAUCUAUGCUGACCUGUCCCUCAAGUACAACUGUACAGGGCUGAAUUUUGGGAAGGUAGAUGUUGGACGCUAUACUGAUGUUGGCACACGGUACAAAGUGAGCACGUCACCACUCACCAAACAACUCCCUACCCUGAUCCUGUUCCAAGGUGGCAAGGAGGUAAUUCGUCGGCCACAGAUAGACAAGAAAGGACGAGCUGUCUCUUGGACCUUUUCUGAGGAGAAUGUGAUUCGAGAAUUCAAUUUGAAUGAGCUAUACCAACGAGCCAAAAAGAUGUCAAAGGGUGGAGACAAUGUGUCGGAAGAGAAGCCUGUGGUCUCUACUCCCACUGCUGUGCCAGAUGGGGAAAACAAGAAGGACAAAUAGGAUCCUGCAUUGUUCUUGCUUCUUCUGUCAAUUUCUGGCACCUCUGAGGCCCAAUUCCAGCAGUAACCACAAUCCUUGCCUGAGGCUGUGGCCGUUUGUUUUUUUUUCCUAUUUGGCUGUGCCUGGGUUGGGGCAGGGUGCCUGCUUCUGAUUUCUGAAGAAGCGUGUGUCCAGGGAACCAUGAAGCAUUCAUUCUAUGGAAGGGCUGUUCUGUCCUAGCCAAGUGUUUCUCCCAGGGAGUGAUCUCAUGCAUAGAGGUAGAAAUGGUAUCCUUCCAAGGUUGGGUCAGCAUAUAAACUGCUAGUCAACGCCUGGAUAUCACCAGUCUGUGGUUUCAUUAUGUCUCCUAGUGAGCCUGCAAAGCACAGACUAUAAACUCUAAUAUUAGAUGUCAGAGUAUGAAACACUAAGAAUUUUUCCUCAAGGACCCUUUCUUCCUUAGGCCUUUCUGGCUUGAUCUGUGGCAUUCAUUAAGAUAGUUAAGUUUAAGGGAUUGGAGAAAUGGCUCAGAGCACUGGCUAUUCUCCCAGAGGACCCCUUCGAUUCCUAACAGCCACAUGGGGGCUGAACCUGUCUGCAACUCUAGUCCCAAGCAGUCCAACACCAUCUGGCCUUGGCUGGCACUGUAUGCAUGUGGUGCACAAACAUACACGAUGGCAAAACACCCAAAAGGGGUGCAUGUGAUGUAAUUUAAUCUUUAAGUGUCACUGAUCCCAAUGAAAAGCCUUCAACCAGAAUUUUCAUCAUGGGAAAUAAAAUUAAACGAUCUCCCUGUACCGUGGAAACUGAGGGAAGGGCAAUGUUGACUAGAGAGGCUCUUUUGUGUGGCGUGGCGGACUGGAAGAAGAAAGUCCCGAGGCUGGACAGCAGUUUUCUCCUAUGGUCCCAGCUUUCCUAAUAAAGGGAUUGUUAUUUUGAU